Molecule: messenger RNA, 1515 nt
Organism: Plasmodium gallinaceum
Lineage: Eukaryota; Apicomplexa; Aconoidasida; Haemosporida; Plasmodiidae
Product: conserved Plasmodium protein, unknown function
Exons: 1
Coding region: 1-1515 (504 amino acids)
Source: RefSeq, a predicted model, not a curated record
AUGAAUAAAUAUUUUAAUUUUCUUUUAAGAGUUAAAGGAAGUCAUAAUGAUAUAAGAUCCUUAUUUAAAAAUUAUUUUUUUUUUUCUACUGAUAGAAAUAUUAACCAAAUAAUAAUAGAAAAUAAUUACAGUAAUAUAAAAAAUUUAAAAACACAAGAACUUCGUUUACUAUCAGAAAAUUGUUGUGUUAAAAAAAUUAAUAAUGUUAUUAUAUGGAGUGAAAUAUCAAGAAACGCAAUUGAAAAAUGUAAUAAUUUUAAGUACUUUGAUGCCUUAUUAUUGUUGUCCUCUUUUGAUAAAAUGAAUAUAUUAGAUAAAAAUUUAUAUAAAAGUUUUUCAGAUGUGUUUAUAAAGCAAAUAAAUUAUUUAGAACCAAGACAUUUCAUAUUAUUAAUAAAUUUAUAUUGUAAAGCAGAUAUAUUUCCUCGUGUUUUAUUUAUACAGGUGUUUCAUUCUAUCAUAAAAUAUUCCAGUAAAUUAUAUCCUGAUGAGUAUGUUGAUUUAUUGAUAUGUUUUGCAAAUUUAAAAAUUGUAAAUAAGGAUUUAAUAAAAACACUAUGUAAAUCAAUAAUUAAAAAUAUUAAUCUUUUUGAUUACCUUCAUUUAUGUUCUAUUGUUGGAUGUUUAAGAUCCCUAGAUAUUUCUGAUGACGUAUUUUAUUAUGUCUUAGAUGAAAAACAAUUAAAGGAAUUAAAAUUUUUAACCGUUCAAGAAUUAUAUGAUAACCUAAAAAAGAUUAAAUUAUUAACGUAUAGUUGGGAAAUAUAUGAAAAAGAUUUAAUUAAAGAAUUUUUAUUAAGAAUAAAUGAAUUUAAAAAUGAAAAAGAUGUUAACCAAUUGGACGAUCCUUUUACUUGCUUAAAUUAUUUAAUUUCUAAAAAUUGUGUUAGUAAUAAUUUCUUAAUAGCAUUAAGCAAAUGGUGCGCUAAUCAAGUUUAUGAAUACCCAUCAAGAUCAGCGAAAAGACCAUUGUCAUUUCAACUAAUCAAACUAUAUGAGUUAAUGAAAGAAAAAAAAGUAGAAAAUUAUGACUUUAUUGAAAAAGCUAUUUAUAGAUUUGUAAUUAGUAGAGGAGGGUUAGAAAAUAAUAGAGACAAAAUGGUUAAACCUGUAUCAUAUCAGAAAGGUAGAAAGUACAUAUUUACUAAAGAUCCUUUACUAAAUCAUAAUAAUAGUGUUGAUAUUAGCAAGACCAGAAAUAAUGAUAUUAAUAUAAAUAAUAAUACUAAUUCUAAUAAAAAUGAUAUGAAUGAAAAUGAAAGCUUUGAUGACAAUAUCAACUCUUUUAAUAAAUAUAUUGAUAAUGAAAAUUAUAAAGGUGUUAAUAAGAAUGACAGUACAUAUGAUAACAUAAAUAAUAUCAAAAUGACGGAAAAACAAAAAAUGAUAAAUUUAAGUUUUGAAAAAAAAACAGAAAAAAAAAAAAAUACUUACUCCUAUUCUAGAUAUUGUAAUUUUAAAUUACGCCAAAGACCCAAAAGAAUAAAAAAUAAGCCAGUUCCAGCUGAAAUAUGA